AUGGACGAGGACUUGAAAUCCGUCGCCGGCCGCUCAGAACGCUCAGAGGGGGCAAACACUGCUUCGACAGCUCUGUGUCAAAACUCCGCCGCCGGGACGGUGGUAGACGGACAAGUCUUCUUGAAGGUGCGCAGCUGCAUCGCUUGCGGUCGCAAGAACUGCGACCUAAACGAAAUCAGGGCAGGCUUGUUGUCGAAAAGCCGCUUCACAGUGUGGCAUAGAGGCACCCCAGAGGAUCCUCAGUCCAAGCACGACAGGGUUUGCCAGCUCACGUACCAGCACGGCGCCUUCGGAGACGAAUCCAUCGAAGAGUUUGUCAACAAUCGGAUGAAAAGAGAUCCGCAGCUGCAGGCCGAGUUCAUAGCAGCUCGAGGUGCCAUGCUGGAGCUGCUCAACGAAGGCAAAGCGCGGUUCAGGGGCAAGACAAUGGACUCCGCCAAGCAGCGCCUGGAGCUUGCCAGAAAGAAGUCUGUGGAGGAGUUCAAGGAGGCUUCGACUGAGGUGGUGACGGGCUACGUGUGCUGGGACCGGGCGCUCUUCGAGAAGGAGCACCCAGGCCUCAUAGAAAAGAAGGGUUUGAAGGUGGCGAAAAAGGUCAUAGACGGAAAAAAACGGGAGGUCGUGAUGAUCAGGAAAAACCGCGAGGGCAUCUGGGACGUGAACGUCACCGAGAAGACAGGUGUUCGACAAAUGGAAGAAAUCGACAACGGCGAGCACGAGAUCCAUGAGGGUCAGCACAGCUUGAAGUUUUCCUCCUCAAAGAAGCGCCUGCACAACGCACUUGCCGAGAAAGCGAACGAGUCAAGCGUGCUUGCGGCUGACAGCCAGGAAGACCUGAAGGACAAAGCGCUGCCGAGGCUGGCUGAGUCUUCGGACGAGGACGGCGACUACGGGGUGAGGAGCACUUUGCUGGACGAGGGCGAUAGUCCGCCAAGGAAAACCCAGCGGCCGAAUCCAAGCAGCGGCAGUGGUGCCAACUUGCCUGCGCCCAAAAACAAAGCCAGAGGCGGACAGCAAGCGCAGAAUCCGAUUCCUGCUGGCAGCAAGUUUCCCGAUUCUGCUGUCAGCAAGCAUCUGUCAAGUGAGAGGCGGGAGUCUCGAGAGCAACCUCCAGGACCUACAGACAACAAAGCGGACACAGCCGGCCGAGGCCGGCCGAACAAGUUUAACAACAAGACGCCGGUGGAAGUCCUGGAGUCCAGCGGCCUGGUGGAGGUGAAGACUUGCCGGCAGAGCGUGGUGGACUUCUUGUCGAGAGACAUCUUGAACAAGCUUUGCACAGAUGUUGAAACAACGGAAGUUUACAAGAAGACGAUGGCCGAGUUCUCAGGGAAGACUAGCGAGUACCAGAGGAAGGCCACCGCGCUGGAAGCCAAAGUGAAAAAAUGGCAAAACCGGCCAUCUGAAACUGAUGAGCUGGCAGGAAGGCAGAAGGAGCUUGCGAGCAUGCUUCACGCAGCGGCAACAGUGUUUCAGCUGUCAGCUAAGAGAUCGCCCAACACAGACAAGAUGGAGCAGAUCCUGACAACUUUGAGACAUGAGGGCUUGGAGGCUGUUUGGAUCCUGCAGGUGCCCAUGGCCUGGUGUGACUUGCUGCUCCAAGAGAAGCUCGCGGAAUGCUUGCGCUUCAAGAAGUUGGACGAGUUUGCGCGCACGUGCCAGCCAGGGAAAGGUCCUUUCGAGGGAGUUGCAGACGAGCGAGCUGACGUGAUGCAAGCCUGCAUUCACAAGUGCCUUGGCCAAAUUUUGUGCGACCUUGUUCCGGAUCCGGCUGUCAGCCAGAAGAAGAACAAGAAGGGAGCAGCAACUGCGAAAGAAAGGAACGCUCAAAUCCAGACAAUGCUGGAUCUGGCCUUGCGUUUGGUGGAGGAAAACGCACUGCCGGAGGAGAUGUUGCGAGACUUGGACAUCCUAGCCGAUGCACUUGAUGAGAAAAGAGCGGACCAUGCUACUGCGCACAACCGGCUGUCAGCCUGGAAGCAGGACGACGAGUACUUUGGUGUUUUGCGGCCAGUGGUCAGAAAUGAGCACUGGUCUGCGCUCGUCCAGCAGUUUUCCGCCCCAGCCUCCGCCGCCUCGACCUCUGCCUGCCUCCGUUCUGCUUUCAACAAGGUGAACGGGAACACGUCGCCAGUGUCAGAACAGGACAGAGGCGAACUUGUGGGCGCACUCCAGGGCUCGGCUGAGCAACCGGCCAAUUAUGACUAUCUGAAUAGCGUGUUGUGCGGUCUGCAGCUGUUGGCAGAAGAAGCAAACAAGCAGCAAAAGGACUUUGUUCUGCGCGUUUGCAAAGACAUUUGCGGCCGUGGUGUGUCUGCUUCAGAUUUUCAUGGGGAUGAGGAUUUGAUGGAGCAGAUGUUCGCGAAAGGUCACUGGGAAGUUUCGGUUGUGAAGAACGCAAUUUCAGAGAGUGCAGCAGAGCAGCAACACAAGAACACGGUGCUGCAAACCUGCGAGAAGCUUGCGGCAGCGAGCAGCAAAGUUUGCCUGUGGCAUGGGUUGCUGAACGCCAUACUGACUUUGGCCAAGACGGCGCAGGAGCAUGCGGACAAUGGGUUGGAUGCAAACGUCCAAGACGAUUUGGUGCAGUGCUGGAGUGAGGUGAAACACCGACUGCAGACAGACCCGGAGAUAGCCGCAGCAGCUCAGCCCGUCAAGGAGGCCUUGGAGAACUUGCUGAACGCCACGAAGACUGAGCAAGUGGGACCUCAGGUCUACGAAGGCGCCAUGACGGAGCUCCGGCUGUCAGCCAUGGAACUGCUGAGGCUUGCCAAAGAGUGCCGCAAGCCAGAAGUGCAGGAAGCUGCUAGCAACUUGCGAAAACUCGAGCAUCGCUGCAUGCAGUGCUGCUCGCUGUCAGACACGCCGGUCUUCGCUAGGUCUUGCGUCAGCCUUGUCACCACCGAGUUCGCCGGUGUGUGUGAGGUGUUGCCUUCCGCUGCCAGCGAGCAAAUACCGGAUGAUAUUUUGAACAGCUCGGUUAUGCAGCACUUGCGAGCCGCCAAUGACAAGGAGACCAACAAGCAGAAGCUGGUGCAUGUGCUGCACUCUAGCGGCUGCGAGCAGUUCUUGGAGCAAGCGUCCAAGCUACUGGAAAGGCUGGAGCCACUUUUCACAGCUAAGAAGGUGUCACUUGAAAAGCUCCUCGUGGAGGCUGCUGCCAGUGCAAAAGCCAAGCUGGUUAAUCCCCACAUGGGCAUGGAUGAGUUCUUGCAGUCCGCAGCCUCUGGUGAAGCUCUCAAGAAAGCCUUGAAGCAACUGCGUGCAGCGGAAAGGGACAUGCAAGGCCACGGCAUGCUACAGGACGGCUCUGAGCUGCAGCGCGACGUCUCUGAAGUCAAGGCGUCUUGCCGUUUGCAGAUCAUCAAAUGGGGAAUCGUGACUUUGGUCGCCAAUGCCGACAUCGCGGCGGACAACAGCAAGGGGAAGGGCCUCAGGAAAACUUUGCGGGACGUCUGGAACAGUCAUUGUGAUGAUGGUGAUGUCAAGAGUGUCCUGGGGCAGGCGGUAGUGGACUUGGUAGAGCAGUCGUUGGCGACACCAGAGAAGACCGAGGACCCCGGCGCCGUUGUAAGCACAGCCAAGCUUUUCUCCAACAUGACUUUGGAGCGGAUUAAGCCACAGCUGGGCUUUCGUUCCCACACCCAAUGCGGUCGCAGUGGACGCCAGACGGCGGACCUUCUCUUUAGCGUGCAGAGACUCAUGGAACUAGCCCGGGAGUGGAAGCUGCCGAUGGCCUCGCAGAAGCUGGACAUCAGCAAAGCUUUCGAUUCACUCGGCAGACAAGCACUCCUACGUAGACUGCACGACAGGCUUGGGGACUCCGCAGGAUGGAUAAAGCAAGAUUCAUCGGAGAGUCCGCGAUUGUUCGCCGCGGUCAAGGUAGACUCCUACAUCUACGCCCUUCAACUGUCUUUGCCGAUCUCAGUGAAUCUGAUGCACGUCGUGCAGCUGCUCGUUCCUGGAGUUUCCUUCUGCGGUGCCUACUUCGGCUGGCAGCACCUGAAGAUGCAACGGAAAGUCAUGGUGGAGGCGUACCAGCGGGAGCUGAUGAUGAUGUUGGAACAUCCGCCUUGGCCGCCGCCCCCUCUCAUCCCGUUGCCUGGCAUGCCUCCCGGUGCGCUGCCUCCCGGGCCCAUGGGCCCGCCCCCCUCCAUGGACUCGGUGGUUACCACCUGGUUAGCGUGGAAGUUCUUCCGCAACGGGAAGGAGCGAAGUUGGCCCAGAAUUCUGCGGCCUGACGGAGGGGGCCAGGUAGCGGUUUCAUCCGAUUCCGUUCGAAAGAACUGGGUCCGGGAUCUAAUUUUCCGCCGUCGCAACCCUGUUCGUCGCAUUUCACAACAGGGUGGUGGCGUUGAGUUUCACUGCUUAGUCUGGAAUGGACUCUCUUGGUUGGAGUGUGUGGUUACCAUCUCUGGCGACCUCCUCCUCUUGAGCGGCCGCAGAACCAUGGGUGAGGAAGCUUUCCUCCUGAGUGAUGCGGAUGUCUACGACCACGAAGUCAACGUGGCGAUCGUUUUCAAGGUCGGGGAGCCACUUCGUUUGCGCUUCGAGGAUCAAGCCGGGCGCAAGAACUUUGCUGAUGGGGUACGCAAAGCCACGGCCUUCAAACAGGAGAUGUUUCAGUUGGCUGAACUGGCAGUUGAAACGAAGCAGCAGCUGACUUCCCGCAACCAGAGCCAGCUGACUUCCCGCAAUCAAAGCCGCACGUCGGUGGCAGUCUCUCGCUCAAACAGCCUGGCAAGGAUGGCAACCAACGCCGUUUGCGUCGAUUCCGACAAGUCCAAGGCCACCGAAGGUGACAUGCCGCAAAGGUGCUUACCGUCGUCGAAUCGCGUCCGCACGCAGUUGGCGGUCCCAAAGAGCGUACCCAUGUAUGCGCUUUCCCCAACAACAUCAGGCGACCUCUUGCAGGCGAAGGAAGAGGUCAUGGCGCGCCAGGAGAGCUCCCAAAGCACACGCGACGAGGCCACAAGCUCCGGAAGUACGCGUGACGAGACGCCUCCUAAAGCCAAGCCGGUGAUUCCCCGGUUGCAGCUUCCCCAGGUGACCCGUGCCAACAGCUGCCCGGUGAACCCACCUCCGCAGGACAUGAAGGAGCCUCCCUCCCGCCUUCCUCGCCGCAAUUCUGCUCCCCAGGGGGAGCAGUUGGUUUCGCCCCGUGAUCCCAACAGCUUCGCUUCCAAGGUUCUUAUGGGGCUUGGCCUGACGCCGGCCAAGGCCUCCGUGCAAGCGAACACCCGAGUGCAAGCGCUGAUGUCCAGGUUUGAAUCCAAGAAGGAUGGACGAGGCACUAAGCCCUGA
Symbiodinium sp. CCMP2592 is the source of this 5304-nucleotide messenger RNA. The record is from the annotation of a GenBank genome assembly. Lineage: Eukaryota; Dinophyceae; Suessiales; Symbiodiniaceae.